UUCAAGGGGCCGCACCUGGUGCAGGCGGACGGCGCCGUGCCCUUCUGGGCGCACACGGGCAAUGCCAUACCUAGCGCGGAUCAGAUUCGAAUAACUCCAUCACUGAAAAGCCAGAGAGGAUCAGUGUGGACAAAAAACAAAUCUGUAUUUGAAAACUGGGAGGUUGAGGUGACGUUUCGAGUGACAGGGAGAGGCCGCAUUGGAGCAGAUGGACUGGCAAUCUGGUUUACUGAAGAUCAAGGCCUGGAGGGUCCAGUUUUUGGGGCAGCUGAUAACUGGAAUGGUGUUGGCAUUUUCUUUGACUCUUUUGACAAUGAUGGAAAGAAAAACAAUCCAGUAGUGGUCGUUGUAGGCAACAAUGGAAAACUCCAUUAUGAUCAUCAGAAUGAUGGUUCCACACAGGCACUGGCAUCUUGUCAGAGAGAUUUUCGCAACAAGCCCUAUCCUGUCCGAGCAAAGAUUACAUACUAUCAAAAAACACUGACUGUAUUGAUUAACAAUGGCUUCACUCCAGAUAAAGAAGACUAUGAGUUUUGCGCGAAAGUGGAAGAUAUGAUACUACCACCACAAGGACAUUUUGGAAUAUCUGCAGCAACAGGGGGGCUUGCAGAUGACCAUGAUGUUUUGUCUUUUCUGACUUUCCAGUUGACAGAGCCUGGGAAAGAAGCACCUGUCCCUGAUGCAGAAAUUCCUGAAAAAGAUAAAGAGAAAUAUCAAGAGGAGUUUGAGCAUUUUCAACAAGAACUGGAUAAAAAGAAAGAAGAAUUUCAAAAGGAACAUCCUGAUGUACAAGGACAGCCAGCGGAAGAUAUUUAUGAAAGUGUAAGUGAUCGUGAACUGAGACAAAUCUUUGAGGGGCAGAAUCGAAUUCAUCUUGAAAUUAAGCAACUUAACAGGCAGUUGGACAUGAUUCUUGAUGAGCAGAGGAGGUAUGUCUCUGCAGUGACGGAAGAGAUCGCCAAAAGAGGAGGAUCAGGUGUUCCAGGCCAACAAGGACAGGUUUCCCAGCAAGAGGUUGACACUAUUGUGAAAACUCAAGAGGAGGUCCUCAGACAAGUGAAUGAAAUGAAGAGUUCCAUGGGAGAUACUCUUCGGUUAGUCAGUGGCAUUCAGCACCCAGGGGCUGCAGCGGGAGCCUAUGAAACAACCCAGCACUUCAAUGAUAUCAAAGAACAUCUUCAUGUAGUAAAGAGGGACAUUGAGCAUUUAGUACAGCGAAAUAUGCCUUCAAACGAGAAACCUAAGUGUCCAGAAUUGCCACCAUUUCCAUCAUGUUUAUCUACAACGCACUUCUUUAUAUUCGUAGCAGUACAAACAGUGUUGUUCAUCGGUUAUAUCAUGUAUAGGACCCAGCAAGAAGCAGCAGCCAAAAAGUUCUUUUGAUGACUUGUUCAUUUUGUGUGUACAAUCCUGCUGUAUGUAUGCACAGAACAUCACCCAAGUCUGUAAAUGAGGGAAAUUUUAGUGUUUAAAAAUACUUCAUUAUUGUAAAUUAUUGAAUUUUUGUUAUACAAAGUGAAUUCAAGUUAAGCUGUUAAUACAAUGGUUUAAAAACAGACCUGAAAGCUGUGGGGCAAAUAAAAGGAAAACUUGUGGGCCCAUCCUACUUUUUCUUUUUAAUUAAGUUUCUAAUAGAUACUGCAUGAUACUCCUAUUGUUUUGCCAACAGUUUCUCAAGAUAAAGAAUUGGGGUACUUGGGUUCGGUUGCUGUUGAUGAACAUUGGACACACAAGGAUUCACAAAAAAAAUACCACUAAAUCGCCACAUAUCAGAUUCAUGUUUUUGGGGUUUUUUUAAUGAACUGCCGCUUUCCUCAGUAUUCCAUUUUGGUGUCGGGGGGAGAAGCAUGAAAAAGUGUUUCAUUUUUCUAUUUGGAUUUGUCACUUUGGCUAUGAUUCAGUGACUUGUUUCUGCAAUAAUAAGUUUCUGCAAACAAUUUUUAUAAUAUGUGUAUGAUGAAAGAUAAAGGUAUUUUAAUAACAGCCCGACUAGCAUCUUCUUGAGUAUAAAACAAAAGCUCUCUGUAUGGAGGAAGCCAACAAAGGCUUGUCAUUUUGGUUUUAGGAAUGGUUUGUGGGUGGUAGGGGGUUUCUUUCUAGGGCUUUUUUGUUUGUUUUCCAGACUUUUUUUGUUCUUGUUUUGAGGCUGUUGGGGAAGAUGGGAUUUUCCAGUUGCCUGGUAGUAUUUGUGAAGCAUGUUUUGUGGGAUCAGUAUGUUUUUAAGCCCAAGUCUUUUUAUGGUUUUGUUUAGUGUGUCAUAGAAUCUCCUUUCAACAAAGAUUAUAUUGCUUGUGCCUCAAAAAUCCAGUUGACAUAAUGGCAUAUUUAGGUGGGGAAUGCUCCUUUAUUUUUUUGAUAAGGCUGUUGUCUUUCAUGAAUCAACAGAAAUAUCAUAGCAGAUACUUUAGUCAAUAUUCUACACAGGUAUUCAAAACUAGGAGUAUUAUGUAUGUGUUUUAAGUAUUUUUUUCAGAAGCUGUUGCCUCAGAUGUGUUCUGUUGUUAAUUCAGCAGUUCUUACUCAUGCAAGCAUUGUGAGAGUUCACUGUUUAAGUGUUCGGUCUUAUGCGUUUGAACACUCUUCAAUAUUGUUAUCAUGUGAGCUUUUGCUCCAGGAUGGAAAUGGAGCAAAUAUUUAAAAUUAGGAAUAAAAACAGAUUCAGUCUGCCUUGUUUACAUAUCCAUAGCAAUCUGUCCUUGAGUAGCUCUCUGUAGAGUUCAGAUAUAAUUCUUAAAUUGUAAAUCACAUGAUGAAAACUGAAUGUUUAAUGUUUUUAAUUACACAAUCAGUUUAUCUCUUUAUACCUGAAAAAAAUUGUGUACAUUUUAAAUUCUGUACAACUUUUAACUCAGUUGAAAGAGACAACAUAUGCUGCCAAGUUCAGUGUUACAAAAAAUUUGUUAAUAUUGUGCCUGAUAAUUUGGAGGGACAAUAAAUCUAUGCAAUAUACUUUUUUUUCUUAAACUGUAUAGUAAUAUAGAAAUCUGCUAUACCAACAAAAUGUGAUUCCCUCCAUACAUAUUUAUAUGGCUAUGAUGUGACCAACUUUUUGUAAAUGGUAUAGCUUAAUAAAUUUAUUGCUAAAUUAUAAGAAGGCUAUGUUUGCUACAGCUGUAAGCUGUGCUGCAAUAAGCUGCACUAAGCAAAAAGUACUGGCUCAAACUAAUCUUGCUGGAUAAAAAGGUACAAGUCCAAUGAUGGAACCCUUUCACUGAGUCGGAAUUACACAGCACGGUUAUUAAACUGCUCGCAUCUCUCACCAGCAAGCAUCUACAGGUGCCUUGGGCUAGACUAUUACAAUAUUGACCCUUUUUCAUUGAUCUAAGUUAUUGUAAAAGAAAUGGUUCAAAAGGUGACUAAAAUGCACAGCAUUGCUUCUUUCACCCUAAGCUUUAAGCUUCUCACCACCAGUGCUAAAUACAACAAAACUCCUACUCUAAUGGUAGACUUUGUAGCACUCUUACGCAGAAGGAAUAGACCUCAUAUGCACUUCUUUUCAGGAUAUAUUUGGCUUGGUGAUAAAUAGCUCUUUAAGACUUCCUCUAAUUAAUGUGCUUAUUCCUUGACACUGUGAAUCUCUCCAGCUAUGACUUAUUGUUCAGUUUGAAAAUGAAAAUGUUGAAGGUAACCAGCGGUAUUGUAUCUUGUGUUGAACAAGCUGCAACUUAAAAUUAUGUUUACAGUGUACCGUUCAAAUAAAGUGUUUGUUUGCUGGUUG
Messenger RNA from Alligator sinensis (Chinese alligator), 3718 nucleotides. It is a transcript of the gene LMAN1, whose product is annotated as lectin, mannose binding 1. Gene Ontology annotation, molecular function: D-mannose binding. Gene Ontology annotation, biological process: Golgi organization; endoplasmic reticulum to Golgi vesicle-mediated transport; endoplasmic reticulum organization. The record is from RefSeq and is a predicted model, not a curated record. Gene Ontology annotation, cellular component: endoplasmic reticulum membrane; endoplasmic reticulum-Golgi intermediate compartment; COPII-coated ER to Golgi transport vesicle. NCBI's taxonomy places the organism in Eukaryota, Metazoa, Chordata, Crocodylia, Alligatoridae. The transcript is spliced from 13 exons. The annotation marks the transcript as partial.